This is a messenger RNA of Geodia barretti, 714 nucleotides long. NCBI's taxonomy places the organism in Eukaryota, Metazoa, Porifera, Demospongiae, Tetractinellida, Geodiidae. The record is from the annotation of a GenBank genome assembly.
AUGCACAUGAUCAAGGCAAUCUUUUUCGAUUUCUAUAACACGCUCGUCCGUUUCUGGCCGCCGCUGCCUCAGAUUCAGCAUGCGGCGUGUCAAAAUCUGGGAAUACGCGUUCCUGCCGAAAACCUGGCCCGUGGUUACGCGAUUGCCGACCUCUACUUCAACGAGGAGAACCAUCUCCAGCCGUUGGGAGAACGCACCACCGAGGACCGCGCCAAGUUUUUCGCCCGGUAUGAGCAAAUCAUUCUGGACGAAGCUGGGGUCAGCGUCACCUUGCGAAUGGCCAAAGAAAUUUGGGACAUGGCGAUUGCGGUUCCAAAGGAAUUGGUUGAAUUCGAAGACACCCGACCGGUGCUGGCGGAACUAAAGGGGCGCGGGUACCGCAUGGCCGUCCUGACCAAUCUUCGCCGCGACAUGUACGAGCUGACCCACCGGUUGGGCAUCCAGGAUUACCUGGAGUUCACCAUCACCGGAGGCGAAGUGGCGCAGAAACCGGCCACCGCGAUUUUCGAAGCCGCAUUGAGACGCAUGGCGAUCGCUCCGGAACAGGCGAUGCACGUAGGUGAUCAACCACGGUCCGAUGUUCAGGGCGCGCGCGACGCCGGCUUAUAUCCGGUGCUCAUCGACCGGGGCGGAUAUCACCCCAACGUAACCGGCUGCGACCACAUCGAAAACCUGGAAGGACUGUAUCCGCUGCUGGCCAGGUUGGACGAAUAG